Molecule: messenger RNA, 610 nt
Organism: Physella acuta
Lineage: Eukaryota; Metazoa; Mollusca; Gastropoda; Physidae
Product: zinc finger matrin-type protein 5
Cellular component (GO): U12-type spliceosomal complex; nucleus
Molecular function (GO): zinc ion binding; nucleic acid binding
Source: RefSeq, a predicted model, not a curated record
AUGGGGAGGCGCUACUACUGCGAUUACUGUGAGAAAUCAUUUGCUGAUAAUCCAACGAGUCGUAAGGUCCACCUGACUGGCAACGCUCACCUUCAGAACAGGAAAGCACAUUAUGAUGCCUUUAGGGAUGAAGAAGAAAUACUGCAGGAUGAUAAAACUAAAAAACCAUGUCGGGCAUUUCUAUCUACUGGUGACUGUAAGUUUGGAGACCGCUGUCAGUUUUCUCAUCUGAGCCAUGAGGACAGGAACAGGCUGGCUGAGAUUGUACGCAUGAAGCAGCUUGGAGCAGGGGAGACAAACACUGAAGACAAUGUUAAAAACUUACUCAUCGAGUGGGUAGACAAAAUGAGCAAAAAACUGAAAUUAGACAAUGUCGACAACAGCACAGUGGCUGUACCAGAAUACACACUGGCUAGUUGCUUGAUGGCCUUCCCCAGUCUACCCCCUUCUCUCUUGCCUCCGUCCAAGGAAGAAAUUUUAAAGUGUGAUUAUGUGUCAUGGGGAUGACUGGAGUGAUUUACAUAUAUAUGUGACUGUGUGUAAGUUUAUGUAAGACUGGAAUGACAGGGAUUGUCUUAGCACAAUAUUUUAAUGACAUCUAAGGGAUGUG